AUGGCGGCGAAGGCGGAGGAACGGAUGGUGCCGCUGGCGUGGCUGCUGAAGAGGGAGCUGACGAGCGAGAAGAUCGAGAGGCCGGACAUACUGCACGGCCAGGCGAACCAGAGCAAGGGGGAAGACUUCACCCUCCUCAAGACCGAGUGCGAGCGCGUGCCCGCGAGGCCUCUCCACUUCUCCGUCUUCGCGCUAUUUGAUGGGCAUAAUGGAACAGGAGCUGCAUUAUAUGCGAAGGACAAUCUCCUGAACAAUAUUGUGAGUGCCAUUCCUUCAGAUCUUAACCGGGAUGAAUGGCUAGCUGCACUUCCACGAGCUUUGGUUGCAGGAUUUGUCAAAACAGAUAAAGAUUUCCAAACAAAAGCUCACACUUCAGGGACAACCGUGACGUUCGUCAUAAUAGACGGAUGGGUUGUAACUGUUGCAUCGGUUGGUGAUUCACGUUGUAUACUUGAAUCAGCUGAAGGUUCAGUUUACUAUUUGUCAGCUGAUCAUCGGCUAGAGGCUAAUGAAGAGGAGGUGGAACGUAUAAUAGCAAGUGGAGGUGAGGUUGGAAGAUUAAAUGUUGUUGGCGGUGCUGAGAUUGGUCCGCUGCGAUGUUGGCCAGGUGGCUUGUGCCUAUCACGAUCAAUUGGAGAUUUGGAUGUUGGUGAAUUUAUUGUUCCAGUUCCGCAUGUGAAGCAAGUAAAGCUAUCAAACGCUGGAGGUCGGCUUAUCAUAUCAAGCGAUGGCGUGUGGGAUGCUUUGUCCAGUGAAAUGGCUCUUAGCUGCUGCCGUGGGUUGCCAGCAGAUGUCGCAGCGAGUCAUAUUGUCAACGAAGCUGUGCAGGAAAAAGGGCUGAGGGAUGAUACCACUUGUAUAGUAGUUGACAUAUUACCUCCGGAGAAAAUAACUCCAACUGUUCCACCUCCAAAGAAGCAAGGGAUGGGGGUGUUCAAAAAUAUGUUUAGGAGAAAAUCGUCCGAGUCAUCAUCUAAUGUAGAUAGGGAAUAUUCUGAGCCCGAUGUGGUGGAGGAAAUAUUUGAGGAUGGAUCUGCAAUGCUUUCCCAACGGCUAGAAGCAGAAUAUCCAAUUAGGAACAUGUUCAAGCUUUUCAUAUGUGCGAUUUGCCAAAUUGAGAUGAAACCUGGCGAGGGCAUUUCUGUGCAUGCCGAUUCAUCACGGCCUGGCAAAUUGCGACCCUGGGACGGUCCAUUCCUUUGCCUAAGUUGCCAGGAAAAGAAGGAAGCAAUGGAGGGCAAAAAGCGAUCAAGAGAUUCCGCAUCUAGUAAGAGUGCUUCAAGUGACUAGUUAUUGUCAUAGUUCCUGUAGACAUUCAUAGCUGACAAAAAAAGGAUAUUUUUCGAGGGUCUCCAUUCGAUUCUCCUUUUCUGGGAUGCCAAUUAUAUUUUGGUCUAACUUUAGCUUAUGCUAGAAGCGUAUGGAGGCGUCAUUUAUACAUGUAUUUAUGCCCGGCCGAUAGAAGAGCUAGUCCCCUGUGCUUUCUAUUGAUGCUACGUUAGUUGAUCAAAGUGAUUCUACGAGGCAUUAACAGGUACGAAUUGAUCGCCUUAUUAUAUAAAGAAAGGCCCUGGGAUAGCUAAGGCACUUCCCUAGGAUCGUUGCCAUGUAUAUGAAUCAUCUUGUAGAGGUAAGCCGGAUAGGGUUAGGCGAGGUUAUUUCGAUUUUCUGGGUUAAACCCAAGGAUGGAUUCGGAGCCAACUGGCCAAUUGAUUUCAUGUUAUACACAAUACUUCUGGAUUAACAUUGUCGUUGUAUUUGCUGAGAUUCUUUUGGCAUUGUACUGCGUCCAGUGACUGUGAGAAUGCCCUCUUGUCUAUGAACAAAACACGGAGCAGAGCCUUUUAUAUAUAAA
Ananas comosus (pineapple) is the source of this 1855-nucleotide messenger RNA. Its product is annotated as probable protein phosphatase 2C 12. Gene Ontology annotation, molecular function: protein serine/threonine phosphatase activity. Gene Ontology annotation, biological process: protein dephosphorylation. Lineage: Eukaryota; Viridiplantae; Streptophyta; Magnoliopsida; Poales; Bromeliaceae. The record is from RefSeq and is a predicted model, not a curated record.